This is a messenger RNA of Microthlaspi erraticum, 324 nucleotides long. The record is from the annotation of a GenBank genome assembly. Lineage: Eukaryota; Viridiplantae; Streptophyta; Magnoliopsida; Brassicales; Brassicaceae.
AUGAGCCUGACAUGUGUGGCACUGAUGUUUCUUGGCAGGAUGCCCGUUGAGAUGAAGGCUAUCUCGGAUAUGAUCUUGGGGCUCACUGUAUCCCGGUUUUCUUGGAAGAAACCCGCUGAGAAACCAUCCGGUCAUGGAGCUUUGUCUGGAUUUAUUGCAAAGCAUGUCUGUUUGAUCUCCUCAGGUGUAGGGAUUGAGAUCAGCUUGUCAUUGACUUCCAAAGCUUCUUCCUCCUUGUAUGCGGCAUUGAGAUUUCUGUUUAUUUCUUCAAUGAAACCUGGGCUGCUUUGGUCAUUAGUCAUUGCUUCCUCCAACCUCGCCUGA